This is a messenger RNA of Aspergillus uvarum CBS 121591, 1761 nucleotides long. RefSeq names its product putative ceramide glucosyltransferase. The record is from RefSeq and is a predicted model, not a curated record. The transcript is spliced from 2 exons. Gene Ontology annotation, molecular function: ceramide glucosyltransferase activity. Gene Ontology annotation, biological process: glucosylceramide biosynthetic process. The coding region runs from base 1 to 1761 and encodes 586 amino acids. NCBI's taxonomy places the organism in Eukaryota, Fungi, Ascomycota, Eurotiomycetes, Eurotiales, Aspergillaceae. Gene Ontology annotation, cellular component: membrane.
AUGUUGACGCUUCACCUGCGGUCGCUUGCCUCCGAGCUUGGACUGGCCACUCGCCACGGCGACAUCCAAUGGCCAGUCGUCGCGGGCUGGGUCGGACUGGUCUGGUAUACUACCGUGACGCUGGUCUGCUCGCUGGGCACUUAUCAGAUAUGGAAACUCUGCCUCCAGAAACCCCAUAGAUCCACCACCUCCUCCGCUUCCCCAAAUGAUGCCCCUCACAUCACCGCAAUCCGCCCGGUCAAGGGCCUCGAGCCUCACCUCUACGAAUGCCUGGCCUCGACCUUCCGCCAGGACUACCCCCGCGACAAGCUGACCGUCUACUUCUGCAUCUCCUCGAAGAACGACCCCGCCUACCCGACCCUCCAGAAACUGGUGGCGGACUUCCCCCACGCCGACGCGCGGAUCUUCGUUGAGGACGACGACCCGCUCCUUCAGCAGCAGCAGCAUUCCGGUAAUGUUGCUCCCGCUUACGAGCUGGGUCCCAACCCGAAGAUUCGGAACAUGAGUCGGGCCUACCGGGAAGCCAAGGGCGAUAUCGUCUGGAUUAUUGACUGUAAUGUCUGGGUGGGAAAGGGGGUGUGUGGCCGGAUGGUGGAUAAGUUGUGCGGGACAACCGCCGGCGGCGGCAAACGGUACAAGUUCGUUCAUCACCUACCUGUCGCGGUGGAUGUGACGGGAUCGGAAGGUCUGAGGAGGAGAAGGGAAGGGGAGCAAGAGGCGCUGCGUGAGUCCUACACGAACGGCGGGGAUGAUGAUGCUGCUGCUUCUGCUGGCUUGGAACGCGGGGACACCGCCGCCGCCGGGCCUCUGACGACCGGGGGUGGCCGGCUGGAGGAGCUGUUCCUGUCGUCGUCGCAUGCGAAAAUGUACACCGCCAUCAACACCGUGCUCAUCGCCCCCUGCAUCGUGGGCAAGUCCAACAUGUUCCGCCGCUCGCAUCUGGACUACCUGACCGCAGCACCACCGUCGGCGGCGGCCGCGGAUCGGCGACGACGACGCAAUCCGGGCAUCGACUAUUUCUCCGACAACAUCUGCGAGGAUCACCUGAUCGGGGACCUGCUGUGGAAGAGUGCGGUGCGCGAGGAGAAGGAGCUGGGCCAGCGGUGGGGCAAGCACGCGAUGGUGUUCGGGGACCUGGCCUUCCAGCCCGUGGCCAACAUGAGCGUGCAGUCGUACGUGGCCCGCCGGGUGCGGUGGCUCCGGGUGCGCAAGUUCACCGUGCUGCUGGCGACGCUGGUCGAGCCCGGGACGGAGUCGAUCCUGUGCUCGUGCUACGGCGCGUGGGGGGUCACGACGGCGCUGGCGCAAUUCCUGGGCCGGAAGGGGUACCCCGCGGCCGAAGCGAUGCUGGCCACCUGGCCCGCGUUCUGGGCGUGCUUCGGGCUGAGCAUGCUCGGUUGGAUCGUCACCGACUGGCUCGUCUAUCUCAUGCUGCAUUCGGGCCGCACCGUCGAGCUCGACGAGGAUACCCCGUCCUUCGCGCGACCGCCCUCCCAAAGCAACACCACCCGUCGUCCGUUCCUGCAUUGGCUGGCCGCCUGGCUGGGGCGCGAGGUGCUGGCGUUGCCGAUCUGGGUCUGGGCGUUUUACGGAGGGGUCACCGUGACCUGGCGGGACCGUCGAUUUCGGGUCGGCCUCGACAUGCGGGUGCGCGAGAUUGUCGAUGGCGGUGCCACGACAAGCACGAUACCGGGUCUCUCGUCGUUACGAUCCAGCCCGUCGGCUGCGUCACAGGAUCGAAACAAGACACGACGAGAUUGA